Molecule: messenger RNA, 603 nt
Organism: Hansenula ciferrii
Lineage: Eukaryota; Fungi; Ascomycota; Saccharomycetes; Phaffomycetales; Wickerhamomycetaceae
Gene: RRP17
Product: rRNA-processing protein RRP17
Exons: 1
Coding region: 1-603 (200 amino acids)
Source: RefSeq, a predicted model, not a curated record
AUGUCUGCACAAUUAGAAAAAUAUGCUAAAUCAAUGAAAGAAUUAAGUGGUCAAUAUGAAUCAUCUGAUGAAGAAGAAGAAGAUGAGGAUUUAAGUGAUGAAUCUAUUGAUGAAGAACCUGAAUCAAAGAAGAAACAUGAUCAAAAACAAAAACAAGUUAAAGUACAGAAUGGUAAAAAGCAUCAAGAGCAAGAAGAUGAUGAAGAAGAUGAAUUUGAAGAAUGGAGUGGAUUUGAAGAAGAUAAAGAACCAAAGUCUAAAGGUAUAUUGAAAAGAAUCUAUGCAGCAUCAAAUCCAGAUCAUAAUAAUUCUAAAGAUGAAUCAGAUGAUGAAGGUACAACAGUAACGAUUGAAAAUAUUGAAUUAAAUAAUAAUUUAGAAGAAAUUGCAAAAUUAAAUUAUGUUAAUUUAACAAAAUCUCAAGAAAUUUUAGAUAAAAGUAUAGAUCGUGCUAAGAAAUAUGCAGUUAUUGCCGGAGCUGAAAAACCUAAAAAAAAUUUAGCACAAAAGAAGAAGAAGUUUCGUUAUUUAACUAAAACUGAACGUCGUGCAAAUAAUAGAAAGGCAAUUGAAAGUAAAAAAAAAUCAAGAAAUAGAGAUUAA